This is a messenger RNA of Gamsiella multidivaricata, 1248 nucleotides long. RefSeq names its product ammonium transporter AmtB-like domain-containing protein. Lineage: Eukaryota; Fungi; Mortierellomycota; Mortierellomycetes; Mortierellales; Mortierellaceae. The transcript has 2 exons. Gene Ontology annotation, cellular component: plasma membrane. Gene Ontology annotation, biological process: ammonium transmembrane transport. The annotation marks the transcript as partial. Gene Ontology annotation, molecular function: ammonium channel activity. The record is from RefSeq and is a predicted model, not a curated record.
GGCGAUAUCGCCUGGGUGCUCACCUCGACCGCACUGGUUUUCCUGAUGUGUCCCGGUCUCGGUCUGUUCUACGCAGGCAUGGCCCGCAUGAAGCAUUCACUUUCACUGAUGAUGCUCUCGGUCCUCGCCGUCGCCAUGAUCUCGAUCCAAUGGUACCUCUGGGGAUUCUCCCUGACCUUCUCAACAACGGGUGGACCCUUUAUUGGAAACUUUGACCAUAUCGUUGGGCGUAACAUCGGAUGGGAGCCUCACCCAAGUGCACCGCAUAUUCCUUCAAGCGCCUUCUUCCUGUUUCAACUCAUGUUCGCGGCAAUCACCCCUGCAUUGGCGUACGGAGCCUCGGCCGAGCGUAUGAGGAUCAUGCCAUCGAUCUUGUUCUUGUUCAUCUGGAGCACGCUCGUCUAUGAUGUGAUCACCUAUUGGGUUUGGGGACCCAAUGGAUGGUUGACGGUCAUGGGAAUCAUGGAUUAUGCCGGUGGUACGCCUGUGCAUAUCAGCUCUGGAUCGGCCGCGGUUGCGUACGCGAUGGUCUUGGGCAAGCGCAAGGACUAUAACCAUCCGUCGACUGUUCCACAUAACGUUGCCUUCGUCUUCAUCGGAACAGCCUUGCUCUGGUUCGGAUGGUUCGGAUUCAAUGGCGGAAGUGCUUUGGCCGCGAACGCGAGGGGUAUCCAGACUAUCAUCAACUCGCACUUGAGCGCCUGUGUUGGAGGAUUGGUUUGGGUGAUGUUGGACUACCGCCACAACAAGAAGUUGACGCUGAUCGGAUUCUGCACAGGGGCUGUUGCUGGUCUGGCGACGAUCACCCCUGGAGCGGGAUUUGUUACGAGCUCGAGCUCGCUCGUCUUUGGAUUGGUCGGCGCUGGCGUCUGCAACGUCUGCGUGUCCUGGAAGUCUAAGUACCAUUUUGAUGAUGCCCUGGAUGUCUUUGCUGUGCAUUACGUCGGUGGUUUGAUUGGGCUUAUCUUAACUGGAAUCUUUGCUCAGCAAUCCAUCAUUGGUCUUUCUUAUCCCAUUGGUGCUACGGAUGUGCCGAUCGGAGGUUGGCUCGACGGUAACUAUCACCAAGUUCUGGUCCAACUUUACGCCAUCGUCUCAGUCACUGCCUGGUCCUUCGUUGUCACCUACGGCGUCCUUUACCUCAUGAACAAGAUUCCCGGUCUGCGUCUUCGUCUCGAGGACCAUGAGGAAGAACUCGGUACUGAUAUGGCCCAGAUGGGUGAGAGCGCCUAUGGUUUUCUGCCUUUG